AUGCCACCAAAAGAAGACUGGGAAAAAUACAAGGCGCCUUUGGAAGACGAUGAUAAAAAGCCUGAUGAUGACAAGAUCGUACCCUUAACAGAAGGUGACAUCCAAGUCUUGAAAUCAUAUGGUGCUGCACCUUACGCAGCCAAAUUGAAAAAAACUGAGAAUGACUUAAAAGACAUUGAAGCAAGAAUCAAAGAGAAAGCCGGUGUCAAAGAAAGUGAUACAGGGUUAGCACCCUCCCAUCUAUGGGAUAUUAUGGGUGACAGGCAGAGAUUGGGUGAAGAGCACCCCUUACAAGUUGCUCGUUGCACGAAAAUCAUCAAGGGAAACGGCGAAAAUGAUGAUCCUACGACGGAUAAUACUAACAGCGGCAAUAGCAACAGUAAUAGCAAUCAACAGCCUGCUGAUGCAGAUGAAGACGAUGAAGACGCCAAGUACGUGAUAAACCUAAAACAAAUCGCCAAGUUUGUCGUUGGAUUAGGUGAACGUGUUUCUCCAACAGAUAUAGAGGAAGGUAUGCGUGUGGGUGUUGACAGAUCGAAAUAUAACAUUGAACUCCCAUUGCCUCCAAGGAUUGACCCAUCAGUUACCAUGAUGACUGUUGAAGAAAAGCCUGACGUUACAUAUAGCGAUGUCGGUGGCUGCAAAGACCAAAUCGAAAAACUGAGAGAAGUUGUCGAAUUGCCCUUACUAUCUCCAGAAAGAUUUGCUACUCUAGGUAUUGAUCCACCAAAGGGUAUCUUAUUAUAUGGCCCACCUGGUACUGGUAAGACACUAUGUGCUCGUGCUGUGGCUAAUAGAACUGAUGCAACCUUCAUUAGAGUCAUUGGGUCUGAACUAGUGCAAAAAUAUGUUGGUGAAGGUGCUCGUAUGGUAAGAGAAUUAUUUGAAAUGGCCCGUACCAAAAAAGCUUGCAUCAUAUUCUUCGAUGAAAUCGACGCUGUUGGUGGUGCUCGUUUUGAUGAUGGUGCUGGUGGUGAUAAUGAGGUUCAAAGAACUAUGUUAGAAUUAAUUACACAGUUAGACGGGUUUGAUCCUCGUGGUAACAUUAAAGUAAUGUUCGCCACCAAUAGGCCCAACACUUUAGACCCUGCUCUAUUGAGACCGGGUAGAAUUGACCGUAAAGUGGAGUUUUCAUUGCCUGACUUAGAAGGUCGCGCUAAUAUUUUCCGUAUCCACUCUAAGUCAAUGAGUGUGGAACGCGGUAUCAGAUGGGAACUUAUCUCGAGGCUGUGUCCAAACUCUACUGGUGCAGAAUUAAGAUCCGUUUGCACAGAAGCUGGUAUGUUUGCCAUUAGAGCAAGAAGAAAGGUGGCCACUGAAAAAGAUUUUCUAAAGGCUGUUGAUAAAGUUAUUAGCGGGUAUAAGAAGUUCAGUUCCACGUCGCGUUAUAUGCAAUACAAUUGA
Saccharomyces paradoxus is the source of this 1404-nucleotide messenger RNA. RefSeq names its product proteasome regulatory particle base subunit RPT1 (gene RPT1). Gene Ontology annotation, biological process: proteasome-mediated ubiquitin-dependent protein catabolic process. NCBI's taxonomy places the organism in Eukaryota, Fungi, Ascomycota, Saccharomycetes, Saccharomycetales, Saccharomycetaceae. Bases 1 to 1404 code for a protein of 467 amino acids. The record is from RefSeq and is a predicted model, not a curated record. The transcript has a single exon. Gene Ontology annotation, cellular component: proteasome regulatory particle, base subcomplex. Gene Ontology annotation, molecular function: proteasome-activating activity; ATP binding; ATP hydrolysis activity.